CUAAUUGGUAUGGAGUGAAUUAUCAUGAUCACUUUCCCAUACUUGGAAGCAUUAAAUGCCAUGAGUUUCUAAUAUAAAUGGCGCAAGAGCUGUUAUACGAUCGUCAUGUGCGAUACUUCAAGAUGGUGCUCACUGCACUGCCGUCUCGUCUCCAGUCAGAGGCUUCAAACAAGCUGAUGAUCAUGUACUGUGCAAUAGGAGGGUUGGGUAUACUGGACUACAAGUUCACUCAAGAUGAGAUCAAACUGUACACGGAGUACGUCUAUAGCCUGUUGGUUCCAUCAGGGGAGGGAUUCAGAGGAUCGCAUAUACAUGAGCUGAUCUCUAGUGAGUACGAUAGGCCUACGAUUGCCAACACAUACUGCGCAUUGUGUAUCCUCACAAUGCUCGGAGAUGACUUCCACACGCGAUUGGACUCAGAGUUGAUAAUGUCAUAUGUCUCGAGAUGUCAGCUGGCUGAUGGAUCCAUAAAGUCUCUGCUAGACUCUACUGGUGAGCCCUGUGGAGAAGGUGAUCUGAGAUAGAGCUAUAUGGCCGUGAG
Messenger RNA from Williopsis jadinii, 541 nucleotides. RefSeq names its product terpenoid cyclases/Protein prenyltransferase. Bases 78 to 524 code for a protein of 148 amino acids. Gene Ontology annotation, biological process: protein geranylgeranylation. Gene Ontology annotation, molecular function: CAAX-protein geranylgeranyltransferase activity. Gene Ontology annotation, cellular component: CAAX-protein geranylgeranyltransferase complex. The transcript has a single exon. NCBI's taxonomy places the organism in Eukaryota, Fungi, Ascomycota, Saccharomycetes, Phaffomycetales, Wickerhamomycetaceae. The record is from RefSeq and is a predicted model, not a curated record.